This is a messenger RNA of Dermatophagoides pteronyssinus (European house dust mite), 2309 nucleotides long. RefSeq lists its product as uncharacterized. Gene Ontology annotation, biological process: neuron differentiation; multicellular organism development; regulation of transcription by RNA polymerase II. Gene Ontology annotation, molecular function: DNA-binding transcription factor activity, RNA polymerase II-specific; RNA polymerase II cis-regulatory region sequence-specific DNA binding. Lineage: Eukaryota; Metazoa; Arthropoda; Arachnida; Sarcoptiformes; Pyroglyphidae. Gene Ontology annotation, cellular component: nucleus. The record is from RefSeq and is a predicted model, not a curated record.
GUGUUUGUGAUUUAUUCGAAUAAAAUUUAAAAAUCCAUAGAAUUUGAUUGAUUAAACACUUAUUGAUUAUACAGUGUUCAUCUUCAUUAUCUGUCAUACAUUCCAGAAGAAUUAUCUAUUUAUUUAUUCAUAUUUUUUUUGCAAUCCUUUGGAUCGGGUUUCUUAACAUUUAGAACCCCGAUCGAAAAAAACCGUCAAAAUUUGGUUAUACGAGAAUCUGUUUGGGCCAUAUUUGCUUUUAAAGCAAAGAAAUAUGGCUUUAGAUAUAACAUCAAGAAAUUCAUCAUUAUCAACAUCCGAGUCAUCUUUCAAUCAUCACCAUCAUUCAUCGUUUCAAUCGUUGAUGAUGACAACAGCAGCAGCAGCAGCCGCAGCUGCUGCAACAACAACAACGACCACUAAUAGCCCAAUCAAUAGCGGUUCAAUUGAACAUUUAUUGAAUAGCUAUUCAUCUCAGAUCCAUAACCACCAUCAUCAUCAUAAUCAACAACAGCAAUCACAACAACAGUCAACAAUAACAACAACAACAGCUAAGUCAGCGAUGGAGGACGCUACCUUAUUUCUUAAGGCAGCAGCUGCAGCUGCAGCAGCCGCCGCGGCGGUGUCCGCCUCUGAGAACGCGGCCUCACCUUGUCCAACAACAAGUUCCUUGCCAGAAUCACCAAAGUCACCAACACCGAUUUCAUUUUCACCACUUGUUCAACAGACUUCGAACGAAUCAGACGAUAAUAAUAUUGUCAACACAGCAAUCACAAUGGGACGACCAGGAUCGAUUUCACCACCACAACCAUUAGCAUUAACUGGCCAUCAUAAUCGAAACCAACAUAAUCAACAUUUUGGCCAAAAUUCUCAUCAAAUUCGAGUGAAAAGUCCAAAAAGUCCGCCAACGGCUUUAGGAUCAUCACCAUUGGAAAAAUUACAAAGCCUUAGUCCGAAUACUAUAACUCUUUCAUCUUCAACACAAUCUUCAUCAUCAUUGACAACGACAACAUCGCAAACUACAUCACAAACAGUAGCUGCUGUUCAGGCAGCUGUUGCAGCCGCUGCUGCUGCAAAUUCUAUCGUUGAACAGACAACACGUGCAUUGAAAUUCUCUAUUGAUAAUAUUCUAUCGCCCGAAUUUGGCCUAAAUAAAAAUGAUUUUACAAGCCGUAGCCUAUUCUAUGCUUAUUAUCAACAAUUUCAAGAAAAAUACUCCUGUUUCAAUUUAGUCAAAUCAAAUAAUAAUAAUAAUAGCAAUAAUCAACAACAACAACAACAUCAACAACGAUCGAAUAAUAAUCAUCAUGUCAAAAAUCAUUCCACAUUUAACAACAAUAAUAAUAAUCAUCGUAAUAAUAAUAAUAAUAAGCUUUCAUUUGAUAUAAACACAUUGGUUUCAUCAAAUAAUCAUGAACGUAAAACAAAAAAACAACGUAAACGUUCCGAUUCUGAAUGUUCAUCAAUCAGUUCAUUAAGCAACACAUCAACAACAACAAGAGAAACAUCAAGCAUUAAUUUUACUAAUGGAAAUUCAAAUACCGGUAUGAUUGGUGAUCAAAAUAAUAGUAAAGAUUCAUCAUCGACAGCAACAACACCUACACCUAGUAUUGAACAAUCUGGUAAAGAAGUAUCAUUGGAAGAGAAGGCAAAACAACCAGUUCUAUGGCCUGCUUGGGUCUAUUGUACAAGAUAUUCUGAUCGACCAUCAUCAGUGCUGAAAAAACUUGGUCUACAAACAUCUGUAAAAAAUGCUAAAGGAAUUGAUCAACGAAUACAGACAAAUAGCAGCAACAUUAUUGAUGGCAACAAUGGCAACAAUCAAAUAGAAUUAAUCAAUCAAAUAAAUGGUCCAAGAUCUCGUAAAAUUAAGAAAAAAGAGAAAAAAAUUGAUGAAAAAAGGCCUAGAACAGCAUUCACUGCAGAACAAUUGGCGCGAUUAAAACAAGAAUUCACUGAUAACAAAUAUUUAACUGAAAAACGACGUCAAGAUUUGGCACGUGAAUUAAAAUUAAAUGAAUCGCAGAUAAAAAUAUGGUUCCAGAAUAAACGUGCUAAAAUAAAAAAAUCAAGCCCAGGUCGUGGACCAUUGGCAUUACAUUUAAUGGCACAAGGCUUAUAUAAUCAUAGUACAAUGGCUAUCGAUAGUGAUGAUGAAAUUGAUGAAAAUUAUAAAACAGCUUCAUCACCUGGCCUUUCCGAAUCGAGUAAAACAAGUUAAAUAAUUACAUCAAUCAACCAAUCAAUCAAACAAAUAUCUGAUCAAUUUGAUUAAUCAUUCAGUUAUAAUUUAUUUAUUAAUCUUUAAUAGAUCAUAACAAUUCAUUUUC